Tarenaya hassleriana is the source of this 2036-nucleotide messenger RNA. Its product is annotated as pentatricopeptide repeat-containing protein At2g30100, chloroplastic. The record is from RefSeq and is a predicted model, not a curated record. Bases 310 to 1830 code for a protein of 506 amino acids. The transcript has 2 exons. NCBI's taxonomy places the organism in Eukaryota, Viridiplantae, Streptophyta, Magnoliopsida, Brassicales, Cleomaceae. Gene Ontology annotation, molecular function: protein binding.
UGACUCGUUUAAUAGCCACCCAAAUUUCGACCCCUCGAAUAAUUAGAAAAUAUGAAACGCUCGAUUCUUGUUAUCCUCUUUUCGGGUUUGAGAUUCUAUUUGACUUGAAGAAACGAAUCCGGAUUUCGUUGAUGGCUUCCUUGAUUUCUACUUCUGAUUCUCCGAUUAUCUCCUUCUCCGUUAUUUUCCGUCUGUUUUCCGAGAAAUCGUUCAGGAGGAAAUCCACGAGCUUUGAAUUUCGAAGGGAUUGACGCUUAGCUUUCUGGGGAGAAUUUCGUUCCAUCUUUUUUUUGUUUUUUUUUCUUUAUAAUGGCGUCUGUUCGUGGAUUUGCUUCGUUGACCGAACUGAACUUAACCUAUCUGCCGCCGAUUUCCCUUCGGCGAAGCCGUUUUCAUCCCCGAAUUCAUCUGAGAUUCUCUGCGAAACCCAGUUUGAGAAUUCGCUGCCACCGGACUUCUAGCUCGCCGGCCCGGAAAUUCCGCGAACUCAGAUUAUCCCGCUCUGUCGAACUCGACCAGUUCAUCACAAGCGAAGAAGACGAAGAAAUCAGCGAAGGGUUUCUCGAGGCGAUAGAGGAACUAGAGAGGAUGGCAAGAGAACCGUCGGACAUUCUUGAAGAGAUGAACCACCGGUUGUCUUCGAGGGAGCUCCAACUUGUUCUGGUCUACUUCGCGCAAGACGGUCGAGAUUCGUGGUGCGCACUCGAGGUUUUCGAGUGGCUGAAUAAAGAAAAUAGGGUUGAUGAAGAGACGAUGGAGCUCAUGGUUUCGAUAAUGUGUGGCUGGGUGAAGAAGCUGAUUCGAGAAGAUUGUGAUGCAGCCCAAGUGUUCGACCUAUUGAUCGACAUGGAGUGCGUUGGCUUGAAACCCGGAUUCAGUAUGAUCGAAAAGGCGAUUGCUUUGUAUUGGGAGACGGGGAAGAAGGAAGAGGCGGUUUUGUUUGUGAAGGAGGUUUUGAGUAGGAGAGACAAUUCCGCUGACUCUGUUCGUGGAGCUGAUGGCGCAGAAGGAAGAAAAGGAGGGCCGACUGGAUAUCUUGCUUGGAAGAUGAUGGUCGAUGGCGACUACAAGAAAGCCAUUGAUUUGGUUAUGGAACUAAGACUCUCGGGUCUAAAGCCAGAAGCUUACAGCCACCUCAUUGCAAUGACAGCCGUUGUGAAAGAGCUAAACAGCCUUGCCAAAGCUCUACGCCACUUGAAACGCUUCACCAAGGCCGGUUUAGUAGCAGAACCUGAUGAACACGGGGCAGAACUCAUCGAGAAGUAUCAGUCCGAUCUCAUAUCCAACGGCCUAAAACUGGCCAGCUGGGCAAUUCAGGAAGGCCAAGACUCUUCCUUUCUGGGUGCAGUCCAUGAGAGGCUCCUUGCCAUGUACAUAUGCGCGGGCCGUGGGCCUGAGGCAGAACGUCAGCUAUGGGAGAUGAAGCUCACGGGAAGAGAACCCGAGCCAGAUCUCCACGACAUUGUUCUGGCGAUCUGCGCUUCACAGAAAGAGGUCAACGCAGUUUCACGGCUACUGGCACGGGUUGAGUUCAUGGCAUCGACAAGAAAGAAGAAAACUUUGUCUUGGUUGCUCAGAGGGUACGUGAAAGGAGGGCACUUUGAAGAAGCUGCUGAGACGUUGGUACGGAUGAUCGACUCGGGUUUGUGCCCUGAGUAUAUGGAUCGAGCGGCCGUGAUGCAGGGGAUAACGAGGAAGAUCCAACGGAGAAGUGACGUGGAAGCGUAUAUGAGUCUCUGCAAGAGGCUAUACGAUGCUGGUCUGGUCGGACCAUGUCUCGUGUAUCUGUUCAUGGAAAAGUAUAAGCUCUGGAUUGUGAAUAUGCUGUGAAAGGAAGCGGAACCUCUGCAUUGGCCUGAGACAUACAAUCAAGAUACUCGUGUUUGGUCGGAGGGCUAAACCUUGUCCGGAGGUUUUUACCUUUUUUUUUGUAUGUAAAUGUGUAUGUAAUACCGAAUAUAUAUUGUGUAGGAAAAGGUUGGUAUAUAUAUCUAUACACAGUGGUAUAUUUAUGUAAUGAAAGUUCCCUCUGUCUA